Molecule: messenger RNA, 1673 nt
Organism: Myripristis murdjan (pinecone soldierfish)
Lineage: Eukaryota; Metazoa; Chordata; Actinopteri; Holocentriformes; Holocentridae
Gene: egln3
Product: egl-9 family hypoxia-inducible factor 3
Exons: 5
Coding region: 275-1000 (241 amino acids)
Biological process (GO): peptidyl-proline hydroxylation to 4-hydroxy-L-proline; cellular response to hypoxia
Cellular component (GO): cytoplasm; nucleus
Molecular function (GO): ferrous iron binding; L-ascorbic acid binding; peptidyl-proline 4-dioxygenase activity
Source: RefSeq, a predicted model, not a curated record
GAGCCGCCACAAGCUGCGAGACUGAAACAGAAAAAAUAAAACUAGUUUAUGUUUGAUAGCGUUAAUCUGCAGCCACGGUCCAAAUCACCUCCGCAGCAGUGACGCAGUCUGUCCAUCCCGACUUUACAGCGACAUUACUGCGCUUUUGAUGCGGGCUCAGCACCAAAAACCUCCUGUCAUAUUUGUGCCGGGGCUCCUGCUGUCCCUUUCGCGCAGCGUCCCUCUACAGUUUGUCCUCUAAGGUUACCGCACAAACUGUUUUCCGUGCGGGACAAUGCCUCUCAUUCAGCACGUCACCGACUCGGACCUGGAGCGUUUGGCGUUGGACCGGGUCGUCCCGUCGCUGCUGUCCCAGGGCUUCUGCUACCUGGACGAGUUUCUCGGCGAGCUGGUCGGGGACAUCCUGCUGGAGCAGGUGAGGGACAUGCACCGCGCCGAGAUGCUGCAGGACGGCCGCUUGGCCGGCUCGGUCCCCGGCGCCCCGAGGAGGAACAUCCGGGGAGACAAGAUCGCCUGGGUCAGCGGCGCCGAGAGGGGCUGCGAGGCCAUCAACUUCCUCCUGACCCUGAUCGAUAAACUGAUCUCCAAGUGCGCCGGGCGGCUAGAGAAGAAGGUGAUCCGAGAGAGGUCGAAGGCCAUGGUGGCGUGUUACCCGGGUAACGGGGCGGGUUACGUGCGGCACGUGGACAACCCGAGCGCAGACGGACGCUGCAUCACCUGCAUCUACUACCUCAACAGGAACUGGAACGCCAAGGAGCACGGCGGAGUCCUGAGGAUUUUUCCGGAAGGAGAACCCGACGUCGACAUCGAGCCGCUGUUCGACCGGCUGCUCCUCUUCUGGUCGGAUCGCAGGAACCCACACGAGGUGCAGCCCUCCUACGCCACCAGGUACGCCAUCACUGUCUGGUACUUUGACUCCGAGGAGCGAGCCGAGGCCAAGAGACGCUUCAGAGACCUGACAGCCUCCACCCGGCAGAGCAGCGGCUCCACCUGCUCCUGAGGAAAUGGCGCCCUCUAGUGUUGGACAGCCUGAGCUGCAGCAGCCGCCUCUCUCUCUCCCUCACUGAGACUCUCCGAGGAGGAGAAGCUGCUGAAAAGGAAAGUUGUGCUUUUUUGGGGGGGGGGGAUUUUGGACACGGGAAUUUAAAUUUUCAUCAGCCCAACGAGGAAUUUACUCUCCUUCUGGGAUCCAGGCUGAUGGAUAAUAAUGAUAAUAAUAUUUUUUAAUGUCCCGUGGACGGCUCUCUCUGCUGCUGCCGCUCUUACAACCUGAUGAAAACACACAAGUUUCACUUUGUAGGGUUGAAUGCUCUCAUAAGUGACCAGCACCUGAUCCAGACCUUUGUGUUUACAUGUGUUUCUGCUGAGGACACACUUCAGAAAAAAAGGACAUUUAAAAAACAAAAAAAAAAAACAAAAAAAAAACAGCAAACUGGCCCUUUAGACUUCAUCUCCUGCUCCAGCUUCAGAUGCAAAACUUCAGAGAAGAGGAGAAAAAGGAGGAAAAGGAGGAGGAGGACGACGCUGCUUUGUGACUUUACCUGAGCAGGUGGAAUCAGGACACACGACAGGACUGUGAGCGUCUCCGCCUCGCUGGAGACGAGGCUGUUAGAGCUGAAACUGUCUGGAUAUAAAACAGACAAAAAAAAAAAAAAAGUAUCUGCACUAUUUUA